Molecule: messenger RNA, 1077 nt
Organism: Oppiella nova
Lineage: Eukaryota; Metazoa; Arthropoda; Arachnida; Sarcoptiformes; Oppiidae
Source: the annotation of a GenBank genome assembly
AUGGCACACAUUAGGAUCACUCACACGAAGGAGAAGCCCUUUCCGUGCGAUGUAUGCGACGAACGAUUCGCAACCAAAUUCUUCCUCAAACGCCACCAAUUGACUCAUCCGUCGGCACAAAGUCUUACGUGUGAUUACACUGACUGUGCGUUUGAGACACUGUUUCACAACAUUUUAACGGCUCAUAUGAAAGGCCACGACUUGAGCCCUCAGUUUCCGUGCGAUGAAAGUGGAUGUGAUCGCAGUUUUUAUACUCUAAGGGCUCUUAAGCAACACAAGAGUACGAGAAUACAUAACCCGGACUUUGUGUACAAAAAGCAGAAGAAACUUCAUGUCUGCUAUUGGAUCGGCUGUGCGAAGAGUUUCCAAUCCAAUCACCUAUUGGUGGCUCACAUACGGCUCAGACAUACCAAUGAAAAGCCGUUCAAAUGCGACGAAUGCGGCAAAGAGUUUGCCAUUGAUUUGUAUCUCAGAAAACAUCAAAAACUGCAUUCAAUUGACAAACAAUUUAAAUGCGAAUACAAUGGCUGUUCGUACGAGACGUCCAGAAAAGCUGAUUUUGAUAGUCAUGUGCUGAGACAUACCGGCGUCCCUACUGUCAAAUGCGAUGAAAUGGAUUGCAAUAAAAGUUUUUAUACCGUAAAUGCCCUCAAAGUGCAUAAGAAGACCACUCAUAGGGACGACCGGCCCCUGGCGUGCAAUUGGCCGGGAUGUGAGGCCCGCUUUAAGACCCGUACAGCCAUUCGUCGCCAUAAGAAUAUUCAUUUAGGAGUUCCGAAGUAUAGGUGCGAUAUAGAGGGCUGUCGUAAAAGUUUUGUGAAUCCGGGAUAUUUGCGUCAACACGAGAGAGAGCACACGAAGCCGUUUGUGUGCAGUUGGCCGGCCUGUGAGCGCCGGUACGGCUCUAACGACAGACUCGUGGACCACCAGAACGCACACCUGGACCUCCGCGCCAACAAAUGUCCGGUCAGUGGAUGUGAUCGCAGUUUCUUCAGUAAGCCUUCUGUGAGACAACACUUAAGACAAGUCCAUAAAUACGCCAAAACUGACGGACUUUUACCGAUAACUAAACGAUAG